Messenger RNA from Hemibagrus wyckioides, 6295 nucleotides. It is a transcript of the gene gpr61l, whose product is annotated as G protein-coupled receptor 61-like. NCBI's taxonomy places the organism in Eukaryota, Metazoa, Chordata, Actinopteri, Siluriformes, Bagridae. The record is from RefSeq and is a predicted model, not a curated record. The transcript is spliced from 2 exons. Bases 448 to 1725 code for a protein of 425 amino acids. Gene Ontology annotation, molecular function: G protein-coupled receptor activity. Gene Ontology annotation, biological process: G protein-coupled receptor signaling pathway. Gene Ontology annotation, cellular component: endosome; signaling receptor complex; plasma membrane.
CCUACACACACACAAAGAGAGGGAGAGAGAGCAUCAUAUUAAGACACCAACUUAAGUGGUGCAUGUAUUGAUGAACAGUGGUGGAGGCAAGCAGAAGAGAAGGUGGCUUUCUCUCCUCUCACCUGGGCCCCGAGGAAGACUAAACUGUAACUGUUCCACAUCUUAGUACUUGGAUCUGAUGUUAAAAAAUUCUUCCCAAUAGACACAAGCUGGAUAACACAUCUGGAAGGAGAGAGGUGAGAGAGUGUGAGCAUCACGUGCUUUGGAUAAUGUUGACUUACCCGAAGCAGCAAGCAGUCUGUGAUCUAGACCACUUUAGGAAAGAAGUGGAUUCUGCUGUGCUCUCUGGGUGAAUAAAAACAACAAUGGUUCCUGCAGAGCUUCAAAUCAGAGGAAAUCCAAUACUUGGCGAUGUUGGAUCUUGACUUGGCAUACAAACUGUGAACUAUGGAGAAAGCUGGGCCAGGAUUCCUGACCAAUCACACAACUCCAAAUGAUACAUCUAGCCAAUGGAGACCCACAAAGCCUACCCCACCAAGCAUGGAGGAAGUCAUCCACUCCGAUUCCCAAAUUAAACAUCUAGUGGGCUUAUUCGGCAUGGUGACCCUUAACCUUGCAGCCCUGCUUGGCAACACUGGAGUUAUUUUGGCCAUUGCCCGAGCUCCACACACAAAGAAAUAUGCAUUUGUAUGCCAUCUUUGUGCAGUGGAUUUGCUUUGUGCUAUAUUACUGAUGCCUCUCGGAAUAGUAUCGAGCUCUCCGUUCUUCAGUACUGUGACAUUUACGGUCCUGGAGUGCCAAGUCUACAUCUUUCUCAACGUGUUUCUGGUCUGUGCCUCUAUUCUUACUGUAACUGCCAUUAGUGUGGAACGCUACUAUUACAUAGUUCAUCCUAUGCGCUAUGAGGUAAAGAUGACAAUACACCUGGCUGUUGGAGUUAUGGUAUUAAUUUGGGUGAAAUCUUUGCUUUUGGCGCUUGUUACCUUACUGGGUUGGCCAGCCUAUGGAAAUCAAAGCUCCAUUGCAGCUACCCAUUGCUCUCUGCACUGGAGUCAUAGUCGUCUCAGGAAAGCCUUUGCCAUUCUUUUCAGUAUGGUGUGUUUUCUAGUUCCUGCAGUCGUGAUUUUUGCUGUAUACUGUAGCGUCUACAAGGUGGCACGCUCAGCCGCAAGACAGCACGUACCCAUGGCCCCCUGGCCCCCUAACCCUGCUAAGUGUCGCUCAGAUUCCAUUAACAGUCAGACUACCAUCAUCACUACUACACGGAGUCUGCCUCAGAGACUGUCCCCUGAGAGGGUAUUUGGAGGAGGAAAGGCUGCUCUCACACUUGUAGUUAUUGUAGGGCAGUUCCUGCUGUGCUGGCUUCCAUACUUCAGUUUCCACCUUCACAUGUCCAUCACAGCACCACUCCAGAGUCCAGGAGACAUUGAGGAGAUAAUCACCUGGUUGGCGUACUCCUCAUUUGCAGUGAACCCAUUUUUCUAUGGAUUGCUCAACAGGCAGAUUCGAGAGGAACUCAUAAAGCUGAGGAAGUGCUGUGCAUCCAACAGGCCUGUGGAAUUUGGAGGCUCUAGUCAUGAAGGUUCCAUCCAGGAGAACUUCCUGCAGUUCUUGCAGAGGACCAGCAUCAAGACUGAGCCCACCAGGUCCAGCUGUGCCAACUCCAGCCCUAGAAAUACCCUGGACCAUGGUGUCAGGAUACCUGGACAGAUCCCAGAGGAGUGACUAAGUCUCUGAACAUGUGCAUUUUCUCAUAUCAUAUCAUGGUAUAAAAAGUGGGACAUCUGGUAUGUUUGUGUUGUACUAGAUGAGUGUUACAUUUAAACUAAACUAAAUUUAACUAAGCCAUAUUAAUGCUGAUGGAUAUAAUUAUCAGCCCAUAUAAUGGUACCAUUUUGUUGUGCAAUGGAUGUGGUAAUAGGGAUGUCUGAAGUGGAGUCAUUUAAAUUUAUUAGAAUUCAUUCAUUUAUUUAUUUUUAUUUAGAAUCUCGGGCACUUUAUGAUCAUCACCUAUACUUUGAAUCUAAAGGCAAUAACAAUAAUUCAGUAUUCAAGUCAACAGUUUUUAGAUAAUAACAUAGCUUACAAGACAUUUUUUAAAAAGAAAUGAACAAUAUAAAUCUAAAUGAGAAAUUGUGUUUUCAUAUUAUUUUCAUAAUAGGGUGACAUUAACAGAAUAGACAUCAGUCUUCCAGUAAAGCUAAGGAGGCUCCUGUAUAGCUUGCUAAUUCCAUCUGCACAUCACCAUGGAAAUGUGGUGAGUCUUGCAUAGCAACAGGCACUUUUGAGCUCAGGUCUGCCUGCAAAUUGUAUAAAAUAGUGUCCUGUAUUAGCUUUUCAGCCAAGCUAAGCAGCAAUAAUGCAUUACGUGCAACUCACCAUUAUUACCACUAUUGCACAUUCACUUUAUUGUACCUGGGUACGGAAAAGCAGCUUUUGCUAUUUCUAUCUAAAUGCAUUUAUUACACAGAAACACAGAGCCAUGCUGGUCUGAAGCACUAAAAAUCAUUACCACGGAACAAAAGUGCUCAGGCAGAGAUAACAGUGUGAGUUUUAUGGGCUUUUUGCUGUUUGUGUAGGACCAUUACAAACAAAGAGCAAAAAUCAGGAGCAGGCUGGUUUGUUCACAGCAAACAGGAACAAAACCUGGGGUUACAUGUAGCUACAAGUGUGUAAUGCAUAAUAAUGGUGCAGUAUACUAUAUGAGUGGUGUGAUGUGUGAGCAAAUGAAUGGUUGCAUGAUGCAUGUAAAGAUACACACUCUCACACAUGCAAAACAUUUUUCCAAAAGUUUUGUUUUAUUGUUUUUUGUUUUUUUAAUUUAUCAUAUACCUAGUUUUACACUAUUUUUAAUUGAUGACCAUUGUGUUAGAAAUGACUAUUUCUAAAUCUUCAUUAGACAUUCACUAGAUAGUGACCUUACCUGCAACUUCAACCAAUGAGCCAACCAUCAGGGCUGACCAAGGCAGAGAAAAGUGACAGGAUGAGAGAGCAAGUGAACAAGAGACCGAUGCACAAGUGAUGAUUAGGGAUUUAUAAACUUGAGUGUCUCUGUCUUGAUCAAAACAAGGCCAGAACAAAACAAAAUCUGAAAGGAUUUAGAGAUGCUGAGGUAAAGAUUAAAGGGAAAUGAUUAAAGAGGGGUGGGGAGGGGACGGCACCCAACAGCCCUUUGUUUCUCUUUGAAUGUUGGAUGGAGGGAGAAUGAGUGGCAGUAAUCUGUGUUAGUGUGCUCAUAGACCUCAUGCAUCUAGUGCCUAUGUAUAUAGCAAGCAAAAAUAAUUUCGUUUUGAACCUUACAAAUAAAAAUAAAAUAAAAUAAUAGUGCAUUAAUGAGGGCAGGGCAAAUACCUAGGUGGCCUGUAAGUGACUAGAGUAUCACACAAUGGACUUGCACAUUGACAGCACAAAAAAUGAUUACACAGAUGUGUACUUUAGUUGCAGCAAUGCAUGAAGUAGUAAUUAAAUCUAUCUAUCUAUCUAUCUAUCUAUCUAUCUAUCUAUCUAUCUAUCUAUCUAUCUAUCUAUCUAUCUAUCUAUCUAUCUAUCUAUCUAUCUAUCUAUGUUACAUUUAAGCAACACUUAGGACAAUUAGAACAAGCAGAGAGAUGGGGUAAGGACUGAAAUCAGUGCUGUUCAAAGUGGUGCACAAGAGCAGGGAGACAGCGUAGGAAGAUUGUAGAUGAAAGAGUGGUGGAGGAGUAUGGAGGCCAGGAAGAAACAAUGAGGUGUAUCUGUUCAAGUACUUAACGCAUUAAGAAAAGAAAAAGCUGGAACCGAGUCAUAUUCAGUGUGUGUUACUGAGGCAUUAGACAGGUUAGAAUGUUACCAAAUGUUGCCUGUAUUGUGGGUGACAUUAAUAAUGUUAAAACUGUAAAUGUAAACCAUAAAAAUGAUCCACAUUAAGAAACAUUUGUUUCAGGUAGAAGACGUUAUUUUAACUACUGUACUCAUUUUCAGAAAAUACCCCUAAUAUGAAUUACCUAAUGUAAUUUUCUCCUCCCUUUUUUUAACCAUACAACAAUAACAUCUAGGGUGUGUCUCAAUUUUUAAUGUUUUCGAUGGUACCACGAAUAAAGAAUUUUAAAGUAUUUUACAUAUAGAAAUUGAUUCAUCAUUUCUUUUAGUACAUGUGAAAAGCUAAUUAGUUUCGAUUAAUGUAGCAGUCCCUGCUUCAGCCCAUGCUGUCUACCUGCAGCAGAUCUUUCCUGGAAAAAACUUGUCUAUUGUCCCAACAAUCUUGAAGUAUUUUACAAAAUACAUCCUCUACUGCACUGACAUCCGCAUCUGGCACUGGUUUAUAACGGCAUACUAUAGAACACUAUCUUAAUGGGUCCAAAGGUUGGAGAAUAAGGGGAAAUUCUGUGAGCUAGUGCAUAUAAGGAAGACUGCGUCACUGAGAAUUGUGAUUUUCCAUGAGUUGCAGUAAAUAAAUGUUGAACUAAGCGCUUCACUAAAGCCUAUACUUUACAAGGGGCCUUACAAUGUUAGACAAGCACAGCUACUGUAUACCACAAACACUUUUUACUUUUACAGAUGUCUUAAUUGCUUCACUGUUGUGAACUAAAAUGCAACUUGAAAUGCAAAUUCAUUAAUACAGUUCUAUGCAUUUAAAAAGUCAAUUAUUUAAUGCAUUUUCUUGCAUUUGUUUAUCAUCAUCAUAAUACUGCCUUUUUUAAAUUGGGCAUUAGUUAGCAAUGCCAUUGAUUACCAGAUUCAUUAGUAAUUGUCUUUCUGGUUAGGCAGAAUUAGUGUUGGUGAGCAAGACAUUUCUUUAAACAAUUAAGCAGAUUUCUUUAUGUUAAUGAUACAAAAUGAAUCAAAGUGAUUAUUUGUGUCACUUUUGUUGUAUAACAAUUAUUAAUGUGUCUCGUAUCAUCAUAUGGCCUGAAUAUACCCUUGUGUACAGGACUGCUGGACAGUUCCCUGCCAGAACACCAGAGGAUGGUCUCGCAGGGGUUUGCUUACGUUAUUGUUAUUCUCCCAUGUGCUUCUGUUUAUGUUUUGUGUUUGAAACCCCCUGACUCCACAGCGCACAUACCUAUCCCUUAUGUCUCACAAAUUACUUUCCCUAUAUAUACCUGCUGUAUUGUGCUUGUUUUUUUUUGGCUGAGUACUUGUCUCUUUUUUUUAUCUGGUUUUCGCCUGGCUUCUGCUGUUUGUUUUCUGCUGCUUAUUUUCUGCUUUGUGAUGUUAUUUCAGUUGCCUACUUUUCCCUAGUGUUUCCAUGUGUCUGUAGUUUUGUUAUUUUCUUAACAAAUCCCCAGUUUGUCAUUUUAUCCCUGCACUUGGGGCUGGGUUUUUUACCCAUGGAGGCACCCAAUUUCUGAGACUCUGAUCACAUUUUUACUGAAACAAAAUUAGGAGUUGCUAGUUUAAAUUUGUUUGAGUAUGCCUUUUAAUGCUCAAUAAUACGUGUCUGCUUUGAGUGCCUUGACACUAAAGAAAAUGCACUUGCAUCCCCUGAGGAGAUGCUUAACAGUUACAGGAUAUAACAAAUAGCAGUUAUGUAUAUUGUUGAUAAAUAUGUAUGUGUGUUGGUAAAUAUGCUAAUCACUAUCAACCCAUUAUGUAUGUCUUGUUUGAGGUCAUUAAAAAAAGUGUUAACACAUGUCACAUUGGUACAGUGGAAGUGGUCCAGGCUUUAAGGGCAAGUUCACAAAAACUUACCAAUCAUCAAAAGAAAUGCUAUACAGAAAUAUGUAAUAGAGAUAUGUCACCAGAUUUAAAAAUAUGCCCUUGACAGUGGGCUGGUUGACCCUUCUGCAGUUAACAUAUUGGAAAUCAAUCAAAUCAGAUCAGUGACUACUGAACACUUUGUCCAGACAUGGUAUUGUUUACAGUUUCAUCAUCGACAACCACCACACAAAGAGGUGCAAGACCAAAACCAAUAGGCUUUAUUGACUGCUGAAGUCUAGUCACUGCUAGAGAAACAGUAGAGAUUGUACAUGAGUCAGAUUGCCUUUGGAGUUACAUAUUUGAUUUUUACUGAUAUUUACUAAUUCCAAAAAAGGAUGUGUAACCUAAAGUCCACUGGGUGAAUUGAAGGCAGACCAAAAUGUGCUUUCUUUUCAAAAAACCUUUGACUUGCACUAUGGCCAAUUAAAAAAAAAAAAUGCCCUGAGGAGUGUCAUUGGAGAAUGUUUGUAAAUGUUAUGUUAUCACACUUGGGUGUUCUGUGGUGAAUUUGAAGGACUUUUGCCCAGGAUCUGUAUCUGACCCUGAAUAAUUCAUAUCCUCAAUAAUAAACAGCAUUGGUACUUUAAAUGAUUCUCUUCCUCAGUAGAGUAUCAUC